Molecule: messenger RNA, 3610 nt
Organism: Macaca mulatta (Rhesus monkey)
Lineage: Eukaryota; Metazoa; Chordata; Mammalia; Primates; Cercopithecidae
Gene: RNF112
Product: ring finger protein 112
Molecular function (GO): GTPase activity; GTP binding; metal ion binding
Source: RefSeq, a predicted model, not a curated record
UAACUGUUCAUUGAAUGAAUGGAUGAAUAGCUCCUUGUUUCUGGGUCAGCUCUGGUCAUACCCUCUCCUGUUUCCCACACCUCUUCUCUUUGCCCACCCUGUCCUGUGGCCCUGGGGAGACCUCAGCUGGCCCAGUAGAGGCAGUGCUGGCCCGUGGUUCCGCCGAAGGGCGCCUCCAUGUUUGUGGGUGCACUGCACGCCUUCUCCCUCUCUGUCCCCCUCCCCCUCCCUGUCCUUAUCUUUCCCUUCUGUCUCCAUGGCGACUCACCACCUCGGCUUGCCUGCAUCCCAGCCUCUGCCAGGGAUUCUGAGCCGGGCUCCAUCCCUCCCUCCUCGGAGCCCUGCUACCCGCAGCCCUGUCUCCUCCCCCUGGGGUGAGUCCAGCAGCAGCCUCCUCUUUCCCGGCUGUCACAUUUCUUUUCCAGCUCUGCCCGGGAGUCAGCUCCUCGGGGAGACCAUCCCCCAACCUCACCUUCCACCUGCCGCAGCCCGCUAGCCUUUCCGGGAGAAAAGGCAUCCUUACCUCUGGUUGAAGGUCUCGGGGCCUCCCCCUCUGCAUCCGGACCCUCUCCCCAUCCCAGCCUCCCAUGCCGAGGCCCGCCUUGUCAGUCACUUCCUUUUGUCAUCGGCUUGGCAAACGGGAGAGGAAACAGAGCUUCAUGGGAAACAGCGGCAACAGUUGGUCCCACACACCUUUCCCCAAGUUGGAGCUGGGUCUGGGGCCCCGGCCCAUGGCACCCCGGGAGCUCCCCACCUGCUCCAUCUGCCUGGAGAGGUUGCGCGAGCCCAUCUCGCUAGAAUGUGGCCACGACUUCUGCAUACGGUGCUUCAGCACGCACCGUGUCCCGGGCUGUGAGCCGCCCUGCUGCCCUGAGUGCCGGAAGAUAUGCAAGCAGAAGAGGGGCCUCCGGAGCCUGGGCGAGAAGAUGAAGCUCCUGCCGCAGCGGCCGCUGCCCCCUGCGCUGCAGGAGACCUGUCCUGUGAGGGCGGAGCCGCUGCUGCUGGUUCGCGUCAAUGCGUCUGGGGGCCUCAUCCUUAGGAUGGGGGCCAUCAACCGCUGCCUGAAGCACCCCCUGGCCAGGGACACCCCGGUCUGCCUCCUCGCUGUCCUGGGGGAGCAGCACUCAGGGAAGUCCUUCCUCCUCAACCACUUGCUUCAGGGCUUGCCGGGCCUGGAGUCUGGUGAGGGCGGCUGGCCGAGAGGAGGAGAAGCGUCCUUGCAGGGGUGUAGGUGGGGUGCCAAUGGCCUUGCCAGAGGCAUAUGGAUGUGGAGCCACCCCUUCUUGCUGGGGAAAGAAGGGAAGAAGGUGGCGGUGUUCCUGGUGGAUACAGGGGAUGCCAUGAGCCCUGAGCUGAGCAGGGAAACAAGGAUCAAGCUCUGUGCUCUCACCACGAUGCUGAGCUCCUACCAGAUCCUCAACACCUGCCAGGAGCUGAAGGAUACAGACCUGGACUAUCUGGAGAUGUUUGUCCACGUGGCCGAGGUGAUGGGCAAGCAUUAUGGGAUGGUGCCCAUCCAGCAUCUGGACCUCUUAGUUCGUGACUCGUCCCACCCCAACAAGGCAGGGCAGGGGCAUGUAGGCAACAUCUUCCAGAGAUUGUCUGGCAGAUACCCCAAAGUGCAGGAGCUGCUGCAAGGGAAGCGAGCCCGCUGCUGCCUCUUGCCUGCCCCAGGGAGGCGGUGGAUGAACCAAGGCCAUGCAAGCCCUGGUGACACAGAUGAUGACUUCUGCCACCUUCUGGGGGCCUACGUCUCAGAUGUGCUGAGCGCGGCCCCUCAGCACGCUAAGAGCCGCUGCCAGGGGUACUGGAACGAGGGGCGCGCCGUGGCCAGAGGGGACAGACGCCUGCUCACGGGGCAGCAGCUAGCUCAGGAAAUCAAGAACCUCUCAGGAUGGAUGGGGAGGACAGGGCCCGGUUUCACCUCUCCGGAUGAGAUGGCUGCUCAGCUGCACGACCUGAGGAAGGUGGAAGCUGCCAAGAGGGAGUUCGAGGAGUACGUGAGGCAGCAGGACAUAGCCACCAAGCGCAUAUUCUCUGCGCUGCGGGUCCUGCCAGACACCAUGCGGAACCUCCUCUCCACCCAGAAAGAUGCCAUUCUGGCCCGCCAUGGUGUGGCCUUACUCUGCAAGGGGAGAGAUCAGACCUUGGAGGCACUGGAAGCUGAGCUGCAGGCCACGGCCAAGGCCUUCAUGGACUCCUACACGAUGCGCUUCUGUGGCCACCUGGCUGCUGUGGGGGGUGCUGUGGGGGCCGGGCUCAUGGGUCUGGCAGGGGGCGUGGUGGGUGCUGGCAUGGCAGCAGCUGCACUGGCUGCAGAGGCCGGGAUGGUGGCUGCUGGAGCUGCCGUGGGCGCCACAGGGGCCGCCGUGGUUGGGGGUGGUGUGGGCGCUGGGUUGGCUGCCACAGUGGGCUGCAUGGAGAAGGAGGAGGAUGAGAGGGUGCUGGAAGGGGACCGAGAGCCCCUUCUCCAGGAAGAGUAACAGCCCCAGGAGAUGUUGAAGGACGGGAGAGAUGUGAGGUGGGGACGAAGAAGAGAGGCAAGAGGGGUGAGGGUGAUGCCAGGGAUUCCAAGGCGCCCCCAUGUACUGCAUUGCCCUGGUUGAAUGCUCAGUGUCUGGGUAGCGGCUGAGCUGGGACUCAAGGUGGCUGUAGGAACCUGGGAGGCAGCAUCUGGGGGCAGUGGAUAGAAUACCUGGCCUGUUUCUGGUUGCAGAUGGUUGCCAAUCUGCCCUUGUCACAGAUAGGCUACAUCCCAGGGUUUCUGGCUGCAAGUGAGGCUCUACCCUCCCCGCCUGGCUCAUUUCCCUGAUGACCCUGGAUUGUAGGAAAGUUAAGCAGGCACCAUCCUGGAAGUCUACACCUGGGUGAUCAAGAGACCUUUUCUUUCACAGAUGUGAGAAGCCCCAGGAUGAUUGACCAUGGUGUUCAGGAGCAGGGAGCACUGAUGAGGUGCUGGGGAUAAAAGGAAGGAGGGAACACUGGGCAGAACCAGAGAGAUGGGACAUGGUAGGCUGUGGCCCAGACCCCAGAGCAGAGAAACUUGCUCCCAUGACUCUUCCCAAAUCUGCUCCAGCCCGAGUAAGGUAGCUUCCCCACCUCCUGGCCCACAGCCCCAGGGAGGCUGUCUGUGCAUCCUGAACCACUCUGUGCUGGGCCUCCCCGAGGACCUCUCUUGGGUGUAUGCCCUUUUUCAAGCCUGUUUAGAUGGGGGAGUGCCCAUGCCCUCUGUGAAAUGCCCAGAUGCCAAAGAAUAACACCUUUUCUUGCAUUUUGAGCUAAGCCAGACAGCCUUUCUACUAGAUUCUAUCAAAAUCUUGCAAAGGAGAACAAAAUGAACAACUUCUAUUCUUAAACACAUCCUUUCUCCCCUGGGCUUGUAAGAUGAUGCGGCUUGAUGCAGCUCCUCAAACACCAGGUCCCCUGGGAACUGGGGGUGCAGGAGUUCUCCCUCUGGGGGACAGAAAAUCUGACUACUAGGAAGACUUCUAGGCUGUGAAACUGACUUCUAGGAUAUGAAACUGACUUCUAGGCUAUGAAACUUACAGGGUAUGGGUGGGCACAUUAUCCUUUAUUUUAUGAAAAAUAAAAUGUGUGUAUGUGAAUGUCA